GCGCUGUUUCGUUUGCGGUGCUGGGAGGAAGCAUGCAGUAUAGAUAAAGAAGCCGCCCCUCUGGGACCUCGCUGCGUUCUUUCCGGUGGAGAAGACCCUGAAACGGUUAUCAUGUCGAAGGUUAUGAACCUCAACAAUGAGGUUGUCAAGAUGAGAAAAGAAGUGAAGAAAAUCAGAGUUUUAACAAUUCGGAAACUAACUAGGCAUAUUGCUAAACUGAAGGCAAAAAAGGGUACUAAAGAUGCAGUGCUGAAAAACCAGAGACGUGCGCAAAGAUUACUAGAAGAAAUUCAUGCCAUGAAGGAAAUAAAACUUGAUCAGGUUACCAAAUCAGCACUUGGGAGAGAAAUUGACUUUGGGAUUAUCUGUAAAAAGCCCAGUUCUACAGCAAGAGACAGAGCAAUUGCUAGAUUGAUAUCUCAUCCAUUACUGAAGACCAAAAUUGCUAAUAUUGAAGCUGCGGUGAAAGACUUUAAAAAUGCAAGACAGAAGCCAGCUAGAGCUAUUUCUUCAAUGGAACAACAACUGGAAGAGCAGCUUAAUAAGCAUCCUGAGGAGAUCCAGCAUUCUGUUAGUAGUGAAACAGUUAAACAAGCUGAAUCUCAAGAUAAAACAAAGGCAAUCAAAAAAGCACAAACUAAUAGGGGGAAAAAACAUAUUUUUGAGUGUGGAAUACAGAAAAUGGCAGAUAAUAUGAAAAAAUGUCCCUCAUACACUUCUGCUAUGCCUGACACAGAAAAUGACAAAUUAAUUCAUCAGGAUCAAAUUGGAAACUCCGAAUAUUCACAAGAAAAAAUAUAUUUGAAUGACAAGACAGUAGGUGACUCUGAUGAAGAUGUGGAUAAAAGUGAGGGCAAUAGAAAGGAGGAAUGUUUUGAUGACAGUACAGAAGAGAGGUUCUAUAAUCAGUCUUCCGGCACUGAUGAAAGUAACAAUAAUGAUGAUUUCUUCAUUGGCAAAGUAAAGAGAAUGAAAAAAAGGAGAGCAGCUAAUGCUUCACAACCUACAGAACAAAAAAUUAAAACUAUGCCACUAAAAAAAACAAAGGAUGCACAACGUGACAGAGUAUUAGACCCAGAUUCAAAAGACAGCAACCAGAGUUCCAAAGCAGGGAAGCCAGGAACUGUGUUUUAUCACGUAUUGUCCGACGCUCAAGAACCUAUAAUUCUGAAAAGGAAUAUUAGAGGCCAUUAUAUUAGAAACAGGGCAAUUUUUGAAAAAAAUCACCCACAGAAACAGAUGUCUAAAAGUUCGGCAGUAAAACAUACAAUUGGGAGGAACCCUCCACAGCAACCCCUUCAUCCAUCAUGGGAAGCAAGAAGAAAAAUGCGAGAGCAAAUAUCUCAAAUUACAGCAUUCCAAGGGAAGAAAAUUAAAUUUGAAGAUUAGAAUUUGAUUUUUAAAGAUGGCAUCGCUGAUUUUUUGUUUUGUUUUUGUUUUUUUUGCAGUGUUACAUAUUGACAAUUCUGCAGUAUGUGUGUGAAGCCGUAUAAGCUAAAAAAAAAUUACUUUGAGGAAAAAUAAUUUUUCACUGCACAACGUUACUGUUUUGAUGUUGGCACUUUUGUCAAAAAUAUUUUUAAAAAAUAUUUUUUAUUGAUUUUUACAACAACACAACAUACAAAACAUCAACACAUCAUAUGUGUGUCUUUUUACAUAUCAGUUUCGUUCCUCUUUCUACUUUCUACAUUCCCCAUUUUUUCAUUCUUUAUUGCUUUAUCUUUAUGAUUGGCUAAAGACUAGGGAAGGUAAAAGGGAAUAAAUGAUGUGAUAAAUGUCAAAAAUAUUUUUAGCAAACAUAUUUUUUGUUUACUUAUAGAGAUCUUGCAUAAAAAGAUCAGUGGAUUGAUUAUGGUCUGUCGACAUAUGUAGAGUUCCUUCACGGAGAAUAUUUUGAAUCUUCUAAGAUCCAUUGCUGAGGAUCUGCAAGACACUUAUUAACCAAGAGAGGAAGAAGGAAGCUCCAACUAGCUAAAUUAAAACUAAGAAGUAAAUGGGUUUUUAUUUAUUCAACCUAAAUUAUAGCAUUUAAAAGCUAAUGUCAGCUUUGGAAGCCAUAUUAGGCCGGAAGCGCCAAUGCUGCCAUCUUCUCAUGUGUGGGAAAGUAGGAGAGGGGGUUAGUAGACAUAAUAGUAUUCUUCCUGUCGGUCAAGGUCAGGGCGAUCCCGCAUCUGGAGGAGGGGUCAAAGGGCUGGAUCGGGAUGGAACGGACGUUGAUUGGAGCAUGUGACCGACUGGGUGGAAAAGGGGAUGGUUUUGGGAGCUUUGACUUACUGAAGGAAAACCCAGGCUUUUCAGAUUUGGGUUUUCCCAGAUGUGCUAGUUUGCCUAUUUUAGUAAAGAGGACUUUGGAAAAUGCUUGCUUCCGUGUCUUGUCUUGGAAUGGGGGUUUUUCUGGAACGCUGACAGCUAAUUCAGCUGCAAGGUUGAUUUUGAUUGCAAGGUAGAUUUUAUGGCUUCUUUGUUUGUUUUUGCCAUUUAGCCCCUACUCAGCUGCUUCUUUCUGUGGUCAUGGAUAUGAAACAAACAUGUCUGUAGUCUGCAGAACAACUCUGAUGAAUCUUAUGAAAGUAGACUGGUGCCUUUGAAAGAUUAUACCAUAAUAAAUCUAUAAUUUAAAAUA
Messenger RNA from Pantherophis guttatus, 2623 nucleotides. It is a transcript of the gene SRFBP1, whose product is annotated as serum response factor binding protein 1. Lineage: Eukaryota; Metazoa; Chordata; Lepidosauria; Squamata; Colubridae. Gene Ontology annotation, cellular component: nucleus; 90S preribosome. The record is from RefSeq and is a predicted model, not a curated record. Gene Ontology annotation, biological process: maturation of SSU-rRNA.